AUGAUCCCCUCCCAUGUUCUCGACACCUCUGCUGUAAUCGACAACUGGGCACGCUUCUGUCGCAAGUGCUCUGCUUGCAUUGCUGAAGACAAGUCCAACGACCCUUCCUUCACCCAUGCCUUCACCACGGUCCCUUCUCUUUCACGUGCUAAUGGCAUGGUCCUCGGGGACAUCCCUGCCAUUCUGGCUGGCCUCACGUGGGUGGAAACGGUCUACAUAGCUCGAGCCACGGCGAGUCGUUGCUGUGUCAAGAUCAAAGGUCACGGCUCUCAUCAGUCAAAAGGCAACAUUGUCAUACUCCCCCAGGCUGCGUCCGAGCUGUCGAGAUUGCUUCCUCACCCAGCUGCUGUGAUUGCCAACGAGAUCAUCAUCAUCUGA
Cryptococcus wingfieldii CBS 7118 is the source of this 378-nucleotide messenger RNA. RefSeq lists its product as hypothetical. NCBI's taxonomy places the organism in Eukaryota, Fungi, Basidiomycota, Tremellomycetes, Tremellales, Cryptococcaceae. The record is from RefSeq and is a predicted model, not a curated record. Bases 1 to 378 code for a protein of 125 amino acids. The transcript has a single exon.